AAAUUCCAACAAUGGCAACAUGGCGGCAUUGCAAAUUGGGGCGCAUUUGGUUGAAUUUUCAGGAUGUAUCCUGCUCAUUCAAGUCACUGUUCAAACUUCAGGGGCUGCCCUCCUAGCUUUCUCGUCAGGUAAUGGACUCAGCCAGAGCAUUGCUGAGUUUUACCUGCUUGCACAAGCAUUUCGAAGGGAAAGCAAGGGGAAAGCAACGCAUAGAACAUUUUGUAUCAUUGCUUUGCGGAGCAUGAUUCAAAAAUCAUCUCUGUCCCCAGCCUAGAGAGAGGAAGUCACCUGCCGCGUUAUUGGCUGUUCAUUCAGGAGGAAUGCAGGAGUUUGCAAAAAUAAGCGAGACGCCGGGCGUUCAAUUUGCCUGCAAGUGGGGAGUGGUUUCUUAAGAUCUUAGCAAGUUGCGCCGAAACGCCAGAUGAGCAUAAAUGCUUUUUAUGUGUGAGACCCUUGAUUGCAAGCGAUUAUAGAGGCGUAGAGGCCGUAGGAGCAUUUUCACUCUAGCUGCUAGCAAGUAGGUAGACCGAUCAUUUGAUGAUGUGGAUUCUGACGGUAGCUGAGCCCCUUGCGAGCUCUCAUCCAAGCAUGGAGGCCCUGUAAAUUGUGGGAGAAUGGUUGAGGUCACCUUGGAACAGCUGAGCACAGCUGUCGCUGCUACCCAGCAGGGCCUCAAGCAAGCUGCAGAGACAGAUGCAGCAAUAUGGAGGUUGCAAGCCGCCACAAUCGUCUUUUUCAUGCAGGUUGGGUUUGCGUUUGUAGAGUCUGGGUCGGUCCGUGCGAAGAACACCCGAAAUAUCAUGAUCAAGAACGUGAUGGACGCAUGCUUUUGUGCGGUCGCCUUUUGGUCCUUUGGGUGGGCCAUCGGGUUUGGAGACGGCUCCCGCUUCAUUGGCUGGAAGAAUCCCGCAGGGCAGAUCGCACUUUUUGAUGAAGGGGAGCAGGUCAACUUCUUCUUCCAGUACACGUUCGCCGCCACGUCAGCAACGAUCGCCUCCGGAGCAGUCGCCGAGCGCUUCCAGGUCCGGGCGUACCUCAUCUACAUUUUCGUCCACAGCGCAUUUAUGUACCCAAUGAUUGCGCACUUCGUGUGGUCCGAGCACGGGCUCAUGAGCGCGCGCGUUCGGACGCAGGCCUUCGUAGGCACGGACGGCGUGCUGGACAACGCGGGCUCGCUGGUCGUCCACGUGUCAGGUGGCGUCGCUUCAUUGGUCGGCGCCUGGAUGGUCGGGCCCCGAAUCGGACGGUACGACAUCGAAGGGCGGCUGGUUCCGUUCAAGCCCAACUCGAUCUCACUUGUUGCGGCCGGGACGCUCAUACUGUGGGCCGGUUUCUACGGCUUCAACGCGGGCAGCGUAGAUCUGAAUGGACUGGGGUUGGAGGUGUGGUAUCACCAACUCGCGCGCGUCUGCUGCAACACCACGAUCUGCGCCGCGUUUGCCGGCUGCACCGCCUACAUCGCGACCACGCGCCACGGGGGAUCCCCCCCGGACCAUCUAUUUAACGCCGUUCUGGGGGGGUGCGUGGCGGCCUGCGCGACCAGUUCCGUCGUCGCCAGCUGGGCGGCGGCGGUGAUUGGAGCGAUUGCGGGAUUGUUAUAUUUGGGGGGCGUGAAACUACUGGCCCUGCUAGAGAUCGACGAUCCGGUCCACGCCAUUCCGGUGCACCUGGCCUGCGGAACCUGGGGCGCCAUCAGCGCGGGCUGCUUCGCUACAGCGGACGGAAUUCGGUCGACGUACGGAAUCGCGAGCCCACGAGACGUGGGGAUCUUCUACGGGGGGUCAGGAAACCUGCUGGGCCUGCAGAUGCUUGCGAUUCUGGGGGUGUACGCAUGGGUGGGCGGGGUGUCCUUUGUGCUCUUCGCGGUGCUACACUACUUUGGGAUGCUGCGGGUGCCCAGGCACGAGGAGGAGGUUGGGCUUGACGCGGCCUUGCACGGUGGUGAAGACCCCACCCUUCGAAGCCGCACGAAAGGGGACCCCGACGCGGAGGGGCCGCGGUUUGGGCUUCAGAUGUCAAAUCUGAGGAGGAGGUUCUCGCGAGUCUCUUCCGACUGCCUCCGCCCGGGCCCCAGCCGGCGAGACCGGGGCGGCAUGUGGCAUAAGAAGCUCAAGCGGACGGCGUUCGGCGAGUUUAGCUACGCCAUGUACGAGGCCAACUACGUCAUGGAGGACACGUCACAGGUGGAAACCAGCAGCAGCGGAGUUUUCAUGGGCGUGUACGACGGUCACGGGGGCCCGGAAGCGUCCGCGUUCGUCGAGUCGGCUCUCUUUGCGAAGAUCCAGGAGGCAAUGCUAACCAUGGGGGGAAUGUCGGAACAGACUAUUGUCCGAGCUUUUGAGGCUACAGAAGAACAUUUCACCACUCUAGUUCGCCAAGAGUUUGAAGAGGCGCCCCAUUUGGCGUGCGUCGGAUCCUGUGCGGUGAUCGCUCUCGUUUCGGGCUCCACUUUGUACGUCGCCAAUUGCGGCGACAGCCGGGCGGUGCUUGCCGUGCGAAGCGGACUCGGCCCUCCGACCGCUGUGCAAUUGAGCGUGGAUCAUAACCUCAAAAACAUUGAGGAACGAGCCAGGUACCUAGAAGAGCACCAGGGUCAGGCUGACGUCCUCCUCGAGAUCCGAGGGACGUUCCGGAUCAAGGGCAAGCUUCAGGUCACUCGAGCGUUUGGCAACUGUUACAUGAAGAGCCUCGAGUUCAACCGGCAGCCGCUCUUCCCGCGCUUUCGGGUGCCGGGCCGAUUCACACCGCCACUCAUCACGGCCAAGCCGCACAUGGUGGUCCAGCGGAUCCGGCCCGAGGACGAGUUCCUGAUCCUGGCGUCAGACGGGCUGUGGGAGUACGUCGGCAAUCAAGAAGCCGUCGCGAUCGUCAAUGCGAACCCGCGGCAGGAGAUCGCACGUCACCUGGUCAAGGUGGCCCUCCAGCGCGCGGCCAAGAAGCACGAGGUGCCCUACUCGGAGCUGCUGCAAAUGAGCGCGGGCAAGCGGCGCGAGUUCCAUGACGACAUCACCGUCAUCGUCUUCUUCUUCUCGCACCGCCACGUGUCGGACUCGGGGGACAACACGGUGGCCAAGCUGUCGGGCUGGCAGAGGACUGUCUCGACGGUGGGCGGGACAUCCGGAGACCAAAAACGAAUGAGCAGGAGAGAUUCGUUUGAGGGAUCCGGGCACAGCAUGGAAAAUGUGAGGUCGUUAAGUGGUGGGUCCGGUCACGGUCGCAAUAACCUAACCUCUCUCGUUGCCGCGAGACUCGAGGGAUCCCGCACCAAUUUGGCGACGCUGACGAGUGGGGUUGAGCUCGAGGAGUCGGGCCACGGGGGAACUAGACUGAGCGAUUUCCUGGAGAGGUCCAGUAGCCCGGUAAUGGCUGAAGGGCAUGGGCAUGUGAGAACGACUGGGGAUACUUUGGACGAUAACUUAUAAGGGCUCGUGCCGACUAAACCGCGGGACAGGGUUUGGUCCAUUCCGGUAGGUUCUAAGGCAGUAGGAUCUGGUGCAAGUCUUCAUCGCUAGUGAGCGAUGCGGAACCAGCACCUACCUUUUACAGACCAACAUUGAAGCUGCAUUGGCCCCAAUUGUAGCACAAAAGGACACAUGUAUGUAGUGACAGUCAAUUGUCUGAUACAGACGACGGUAUGAGGUGCAUGAACGGUUUCAUGUUUGAUCGGUGGCCGAACGGCGGUACAUACGGCUUACAAGUGUUUUCACGCCGGCAACCGUAGUCAGAGCUAGCAGUGUUUUUUACUCUCUGCCGAACGAUAUUCCGACGUACAAGCAAGAGAUUGAAGCUUCGAUUAAGGAAAGUCCAACUUCAAC
Molecule: messenger RNA, 3815 nt
Organism: Klebsormidium nitens
Lineage: Eukaryota; Viridiplantae; Streptophyta; Klebsormidiophyceae; Klebsormidiales; Klebsormidiaceae
Source: the annotation of a GenBank genome assembly